AACCAGCCGCAGCUGCAGAAGAUGGUUCACAUGAUGUCGACACUACUUCUUCGACACGAGGAUGCGCUGACCUCGGUUGCUAUGCAAGAUCAGUUUGUGAUCUUCUUCACGAGGGGGGAUCGUGGAGUGGUGCCUCUUCUCCUUCGGUCAGCCCGUCAGUGGAAGGACUUGUCGCCCGAACAAGCCCAAUGCCCACUUCGUGUCUACCUCAUCCAAGCCAUCGUCGCCGAGCUCCAUCAACGUUUCUGCAAGUUCAAGGCGCAGCUCGAGAACCAGAAGAUCCGCACCCAUGCAAUUCAGACAAGGCUCAUCACCGAGGACAAUGCCUUUCCCUUUCAUCGCUGGAACGGUGCCCUGAAACAGGUGGAGAUCGACAACACGCCACCGAUUUCAAUGGUGGAAAUGGAGCAGAAGAUUGCCAUCCUGCAACAGGCGUUCCAGGAGAAGGAGAACUGUGUGAGGUUUCAUGCCCUGGCAGCACCGAAUUCGCAAGGGGAGGCUCAAAGUGCACGGCGCCCAGAGAUCUCGGUUAGCCCAGGAGUUGCAGAAGCUGAUGCAUCCGCCAGCCAAGAAGACUGGUUGAGUCGCCUUCGAUUUGAGUGGUUGUCGCUGCUUCAGGAGCUCACCCUGACCAACACUGGCAGCUGGUGUUACAUCAAUGCCAGCUUUGUGAGCUUGCUAUGGGCAGUACUUCAGCGAGCCGCUUUCAGUUUGGGCGAUUUGGGGGUAUCACUUCGUCCGCUUCGGGGCUUCUUUUUGAACAUUCACAAGGACACUCCUGUUUCCUUGAUUGAAGAAAAGGUGCUGCGUCCCUUGUUGCGGGAAGCCAUGAACCGUCUUGGACCGCAAGACAUUUGUGAGUUCACCACUGAGCUCACACAGUGGUUGAAUCCAGGACUGAUUUCCAUGGCGUGGGAGCGACGUGUCACCUCUUCGCAAGGAAUGGAAGUCUAUGACUCCGGUACAGCACACCAGCCGAUUGCGCUGGUACAUGUGUUUGAGCUGGAUCGAAAUAGACUGCACUUGAACGAUUUGAUUCAACCAUGGCACUUUGGUGUUGGAAUGGUUGCAGCGUGUUUGCAAAGCUCUGGACCCAAGGUGUUUUUCGUCGACCGGUACAUCGACUCUACCCGCCUCCUAGGUCACUUUGCCCACAUCGACCAUGACGAGAUCUUCCAUGUUCCAGUCUUUGAGGACACAGGCCUUUUGGUUCGGUGGCAGGCGCACCGGGUCGUCGCCAUUGUCGCGCACCUUGGGCCAUCCAUGAAUGGCCAUUACCGUGCGGCCAUCAGAGUGGGGCCUGAGGGAACUUGGAGGGUCUGUGACGACAACAUAGAGGCUGAGGCCCUGGCAUCCACACCCCCCUCACCACCCUCAGGCAAUACCCUGAACCGGCUGCCGAAUGCAGGGCUGCAAGAGCUGUUGACAGCUCUCCAUGACGAGGACUCCACUGAGGCCCUUGACACUCGGGGGACUCCUAUGCCGUUGAGCGGUGACAUGAUGCCGAUGGAGGACACCUCCGGCACUGCGCUGGAGGACUCUCCCUCUCCUAGCUCCUUGGCAAACAUUAGUAAGCGCAUGGCUGCUGCCGAGCGCUGUGUGGAUGAUGCAUUGGCCCUGAGCGGCCCUUGCAGCGCUGCUGAAUGUGCUGCUGCACCUCGUCUGCCGCUGCCGGCUGAGCAGCUGCGUCCUGACAUGCCGCUGUGUGAUGACACUGAGGGCCGCAGACUGCACUGA
This is a messenger RNA of Durusdinium trenchii, 1737 nucleotides long. The record is from the annotation of a GenBank genome assembly. NCBI's taxonomy places the organism in Eukaryota, Dinophyceae, Suessiales, Symbiodiniaceae.